GCUGUCACCCGAACAUCUGCAUCCGUCUGGAUCUUCGGUUCUCAACGGUAUUGACGUUUGCAUUUGCAGGCAGGGCUCGGCACGGAACGGAGUCAACGGAACUGUCACGAUAUCAGACAUCCCGAGCCGUGCAAGCACCAUGGCGACGCAGUACCCCGAGUCCCGCGUCCUCGUCAUCAUGACCGGCGGCACCAUUUGCAUGAAGAGUUCUCCCGAGGGACUUGUGCCUGCGAGGGGCUUCCUGGAGCAGGGGAUGGCGCCGCGGCCGAGUUUUAAUGACGGGAGCCAGCCUGACCCCCUCCCAGUCUUCACUUCCCCCCAUACCAAAACCUUCCUCCCCUCCCUCCGCACACCACCCUCCGCCUACUCCAGACACAUUCGCUACACGCUCUUUGAAUUCCCCACCCUGCUCGACAGCUCCUCCAUCUCCUCUGCGGGCUGGUCCCAAAUCGCCACAACCCUCCAAUCCAACUACCCCCUCUUUGACGGCUUCGUCAUUCUGCACGGCACCGACAGCCUAGCCUACACUUCCUCUGCCCUCUCCUUCACUCUGCACGAUCUCGGGAAGCCCGUCAUCUUGACAGGCUCCCAAGCUUCCAUCUUCGCCUUACAAUCCGAUGCCGUGGAUAAUUUACUAGGGUCGCUGAUCAUAGCAGGCACGUUCAUGAUCCCCGAAGUAUGCCUCUUCUUCCACCACUCCCUCUAUCGCGGGAACCGCACCACCAAGAUCUCCGCUUCAUCCUUUUCAGCAUUUGCCUCCCCGAACUGUGAACCACUUGCCACGAUCUCCGCGAGUGGGACGGAGGUGAACUGGAGUUUAAUCCGCCGCUCUACAUCAAUCGCGAAGUUCAGCAUUCAAACCAACCUCGACACCGCACACGUAGCCUGCUUGCGAAUCUUCCCCGGUAUAAAGCCCGAGAUGCUAGAUUCAGUCCUCCGCGUUCCGAACUUAAGGGGGUUGAUACUGGAGACGUUCGGUGCAGGCAAUGCCCCCUCCGGCGAAGAUGGGAGUAUGACAGCCGUCAUCGAAGCAGCGAUCGCUCGCGGUAUAAUCAUCGUCAACGUCAGCCAAUGCCAAACUGGCUUCGUGUCUCCGCUCUACGCCCCAGCCGGCGCCUUAGUCAAAGCGGGCGUUAUUUUCGGCCACGAUCUCACCACCGAAGCCGCAUUGACAAAACUGAGUUAUCUACUCGCGCUGCCCGGGUUAUCUUAUGGCGAUACUGUGAGCCAGAUGCAGAAGUCUCUCAGAGGCGAGAUGACCGAAGCCCACAACACCGUCUUCAAACACCCGAAUUCCGAGGUCCCGAGUAUCACAGAUCAGCAGACCGCCUUUACGGCUCUGGGAUACGCCAUCUCGAAUGGUGAUCUGGAGACCGCCAAAUCGCUACUCGACGGUGACAGGUUCGACCUCCUCCACUUCACAGACUAUGCGGGGAAUUCGGCGGUCCAUAUUGCUACCGUUAGUAUCGGUUCCGGGGAUGGUGGAGAUGUGUUGAAGGAAUUGCUCAGCAGAGGAGCGAGUGUGCAUGUGAGGAAUAAUGCGGGCAAUAGUCCGUUGUUCCUAGCGAAGAAGGUUGGCAAUGAGAGGGCGGUCGGCAUGUUGGAGGAGGCGGGCGCGCAUUUGCACGUUGAGGAGGUGGAGUGGUUGGGGGUCAAGAGUCCGUUGUAUGAGAGAUGAGAUGGGGGUGCGAGGUGCUGGGAAUAGGACGUGAGGUCGUUUGAUUUGCAUUU
Messenger RNA from Hyaloscypha bicolor E, 1731 nucleotides. Its product is annotated as asparaginase-domain-containing protein. The coding region runs from base 140 to 1678 and encodes 512 amino acids. The record is from RefSeq and is a predicted model, not a curated record. Gene Ontology annotation, molecular function: asparaginase activity; protein binding. The transcript is spliced from 2 exons. Lineage: Eukaryota; Fungi; Ascomycota; Leotiomycetes; Helotiales; Hyaloscyphaceae.